CAUGGAGUAAGCUCACUCUUGCACACACAUACGGCGGGGGUGGUCGUGUGCAACCGCUGCAGGAGAGAGAGAGAGAGAGAUUAAGGGCGUCUUUGCCUCGUCACCGCUGUCUUGUCCCGCAGUUCCUACGCCACGAAAGACGUCGACGCCAUGCUCAACUCGCGGCUGAAUCUGGGCUUCUAUAAGUCCCAGGCGGAGAAGGCGACCAACGUCACGUACCAGAACAACCAUGUGACCAGGAACAAGCGUGGCCAGAUCCUCGGCCAGCGAGGAGGAUUCCGAGGAUGCACCGUGUGGUUCACUGGACUCUCCGGCGCAGGCAAGACGACGGUGAGCUUUGCCCUGGAGGAGUACCUGGUGUCGCGCGGCAUCCCGGCCUACUGCCUCGACGGCGACAACAUGCGCCACGGCCUCAACAAGAACCUGGGCUUCAGCGACGAGGACCGCGAGGAGAACAUCCGCCGAGUGGCCGAGGUCGCCAAGCUGUUCGCCGACUCCGGGGUGGUGGCGCUGUGCUCCUUCGUGUCGCCCUUCACCAAGGAUCGUGAACAAGCCCGAAAAAUCCACGAAGAUUCAGGCCUAAGAUUCUUUGAAGUAUUUGUGGACACACCCCUGGAGGUGUGUGAACAGAGGGAUGUGAAGGGGUUGUACAAGAAGGCAAGAGCUGGUAUCAUUAAAGGUUUCACUGGUAUUGACUCUCAGUAUGAGAAACCCGAAGCUCCUAAUGUAGUAUUGAAGACAGCACAAUGUACAGUAGAUGAAUGUGUGCAGCAAGUACUCGAAAUCUUACAGGAAUGGAGUAUUAUUCCUGAGGCAGUAAGAGAUAACCUGAAGGAACUCUUUGUCCCAGAGAACAAACUGACAGCAGCAAGGGCUGAAGCCGAGUCUCUUCCUUCAGUUAACAUAACCAAACUAGACUUACAGUGGGUGCAGGUCCUCUCUGAGGGAUGGGCUUCUCCCCUAGAUGGAUUUAUGAGAGAGAAGGAAUUUUUGCAGUGCCAACAUUUUGGUUGUUUGCUAGAUUAUGGAAUUACAAAUCAGUCCAUUCCUAUUGUGCUGCCUAUUCACACAAGUGACAAGGAGCAGUUAGAUGGGUGCUCAGCUUUCACUCUGCGAUAUGAUGGACGGGCUGUUGCUAUUAUAAGAAAGCCUGAAUUCUAUGAACAUCGCAAGGAGGAGAGGUGUGCCCGCCAAUUUGGAACAACUUGCAAGGACCACCCCUAUAUUAAGAUGAUCCUUGAGUCUGGAGACUGGCUUUGCGGAGGGGAUAUUGAGGUCUUAGAAAGGAUCAAGUGGAAUGAUGGUUUGGAUGAAUACCGUCUGACGCCCAUGGAACUAAGGGCUAAGUUCCGGCAGAUGGGUGCAGAUGCUGUGUUUGCCUUCCAGCUGCGGAACCCUGUACACAAUGGACAUGCCCUCUUGAUGCAGGAUACACGCCGUCAGCUUUUAGAGCGUGGUUACCACAACCCUGUGCUGCUCCUUCACCCUCUUGGAGGCUGGACCAAAGACGAUGAUGUGCCCCUGAAAACACGCAUGGAGCAGCAUCAUGCUGUACUAAAUGAGGGAGUGUUGGAUCCAGCAUCUACUGUCUUGGCCAUCUUCCCUUCGCCCAUGAUGUAUGCCGGACCAACUGAAGUGCAGUGGCACGCCAAGGCUCGUAUGUCAACAGGUGCUAACUUCUAUAUUGUAGGUCGUGAUCCUGCUGGCAUGCCUCACCCUGAAACUAAAAAAGAUAUCUACGAAGCCACCCAUGGUCGCAAGGUCCUCACCAUGGCCCCUGGACUAACACAGCUGGAGAUCAUUCCUUUCCGAGUAGCAGCUUAUGACAAGAUGGCCAGCAGGAUGGCCUUCUUUGACCCAGCUCGCAAAGAGGAAUUUGAGUUCAUCUCUGGCACAAAGAUGCGCACAUUAGCUCGUACUGGAGAAAAUCCUCCCGAUGGUUUCAUGGCUCCAUCAGCAUGGAAGAUUCUUAGCACAUAUUAUCAGAGUCUGAGCAAGGCAUGAAUGAAUGGGGGGUUUAGGUAAUGAGAAUCAUUAGUCCUGUAAUAUUUAUUUAAAUUAACAUCUUGUUUAGUCACACAGAAAAUGCAUAUCUUUGUUUUGAUGCAUAUCUGCAUCAUAUAUCAUUUUGGUUACAUGGAAAUGUUAUAUGGCUAAUGAUACCUCGGGAGUAUUUUCUUCAAUUUAAAGUGAAUUGUGUUCUGUACUGUGCACUUUGUGAUUGUUAACACUUGGGCAUUUACCAUAUGAGGACCACAUAGAAUGAUAAGAUAAGAAUGUGUGUAAACCAAAAGUGAAGAAAAUAAAUGUAUUGGCCUCAAUCUUUUUAAAAUUAUGGCUUAUUAAGUUGAAAAUAUACAUUUUAAGUAAGACAAGCAAAGGUUUUUAAAAAUAUAUAUUUUCAUAUUUAUUAAUAUUUAUAAAUAAUAUUCUCUCCUGUUUUUCACAAAACUGUGAUUAUUUUGAUGUAGUAAAUUGAUUUCUUGUUAUGACUGACAAUAUGCACUGUCUUAAACUGUUUAAGUUAGUCCAUUGAGAAAAUAUAUAAAUCAGGGUUUUGUGUAGGCAACUUGAUAUGACAUAUACACCCAGAAGCAGCUGAAAUGCUAGGAUGUUGUGCUAUGUAUAAAGAAGUAGAUAUAUACAGUAUUAUCAUUGCUGGAGCAUGUGUUUGAAUGGUAGAAUACAAGAUUAGAAAUAUUGCUGUGCAUUUCACAAUAGACCAGCCUGUGAGAGCUAAUUUCAUGUAAGAGCUAUAUUAUUUUUAGCUUCAGUAAAUGUGAUACAGUUUAAAGACAGCAUUCCAUACUUGGGAUUAUAUGUAUAUUCAAGCAGUAUAAUAUCUCUUUUAACAGUAUGUUCAAUGCAAAGUGUUUGAAUUUUGCACAAAUGUUAUUAGACCGUACAGUAUAUUUUAUCAGUUUAUCUGGUGUGAGUGUUAUUGCUCCAUAUUUUUACAAUUUUUUUUUUAUGUUAUCAUAUAAUUAUUAAAGUGAAUUGUUUAAAGAUUAA
Messenger RNA from Penaeus vannamei (Pacific white shrimp), 3012 nucleotides. RefSeq names its product PAPS synthetase (gene Papss). Gene Ontology annotation, molecular function: sulfate adenylyltransferase (ATP) activity; ATP binding; adenylylsulfate kinase activity. The record is from RefSeq and is a predicted model, not a curated record. Gene Ontology annotation, biological process: 3'-phosphoadenosine 5'-phosphosulfate biosynthetic process; sulfate assimilation. NCBI's taxonomy places the organism in Eukaryota, Metazoa, Arthropoda, Malacostraca, Decapoda, Penaeidae.